AUGGCGACGCUGCAGCUCAACCACAUCGCGCGGGAGACCUCCGACGUGGUCCGCCUCGCCGCCUUCUACGAGGCCGUGCUGGGGUUCGAGCGCAUCCCUUCGCCCACCUACUCGGGCUUCCAGGUCGCCUGGCUCCGCCUCCCGAGCUCCCCCGACGUCGCGCUCCACCUCAUCGAGCGGGACCCCGCCGCGGCACCCGUUGCGGUGGGGCCUGGCGCCGAGGGCGCGCCGCCGUCGCAGCUGCCCCGGCGCCACCACCUCGCCUUCUCCGUCGCCGACUACGACGGGUUCGUGACCGGGCUGAAGGCGCGCGGCACCGAGGUGUUCGAGAAGACGCAGCCAGACGGGCGCACGCGCCAGGUCUUCUUCUUCGACCCCGACGGCAAUGGCCUAGAGGUUACUAGCGCUGGUGCAGGCAAUGAUAAGUGA
Messenger RNA from Miscanthus lutarioriparius, 429 nucleotides. The record is from the annotation of a GenBank genome assembly. Lineage: Eukaryota; Viridiplantae; Streptophyta; Magnoliopsida; Poales; Poaceae.